Messenger RNA from Microthlaspi erraticum, 1527 nucleotides. The record is from the annotation of a GenBank genome assembly. NCBI's taxonomy places the organism in Eukaryota, Viridiplantae, Streptophyta, Magnoliopsida, Brassicales, Brassicaceae.
AUGAGUGUUGUGAGAUGGCCAAGAGUUUUAACGCCAACUCUUCUUUCUCAAAUCCUGAAGAAGCAAAAGAACCCAGUCACAGCACUGAAACUCUUCGACGAGGCAAAAGAGAGGUUUCCAAGUUACGGUCACAACGGCUCCGUGUAUGCCACCAUGAUUGACAUACUUGGUAAAUCCAAUCGUGUGUUGGAAAUGAAAUAUGUCAUUGAGAGAAUGAAGGAAGAUUCUUGCGAAUGUAAAGAUACGGUUUUUGCGUCAGCCAUCCGUACAUUCUCUAAAGCUGGAAAGCUAGACGAUGCCAUCUCACUCUUCAAGAGCCUUCAUGAGUUUAACUGUGUGAAUUGGACUCUAUCGUUUGAUACUCUUUUACAGGAGAUGGUUAAAGAAUCAGAGCUUGAAGCUGCUUGUCAUAUAUUCCGAAAGUAUUGUUAUGGAUGGGAAGUGAGUUCUCGGAUAACGGCUCUGAAUCUGCUGAUGAAGGUUCUUUGCCAAGUGAAACGCUCUGACUUGGCUUCCCAUGUCUUUCAAGAGAUGAAUUACCAGGGCUGUUAUCCUGACAGAGACAGCUACAGGAUUCUGAUGAAAGGGUUUUGUGUAGAGGGGAAGCUUCAUGAAGCUACGCAUUUGUUGUAUUCCAUGUUCUGGAGGAUCUCUCAGAAAGGUUCUGGUGAGGACAUUGUGGUUUACAGAAUUCUGUUGGAUGCGUUGUGUGAUGCUGGGGAGGUUGAUGAAGCUGUUGAAGUUCUUGGUAAGAUCUUGAGGAAAGGACUGAAAGCUCCGAGACGAUGUUACCAUCAUGUUGAAGCUGGUCAUUGGGAAGGUACUAGUGAAGGUAGAGAAAGGGUGAAACGUUUGUUAACUGAGACUUUGAUCCGAGGUGCGAUUCCGAGUUUGGAUAGCUAUAGCGCCAUGGCUAUUGAUCUUUUUGAGGAAGGUAAACUUGUUGAAGGUGAAGAAGUGCUUCUUGCAAUGAGGAAAAAACGCUUUGAGCCAACACCAUUGAUCUACGGUGCAAAAGUUAGGGCACUGUGUAAAGCUGGGAAGCUGGAAGAAGCGGUUUCUGUUAUCAAUAAGGAGAUGAGAGAAGGUCGUUGCCUUCCAACAGUUGGAGUGUAUAACAUUCUUAUGAAAGGUUUAUGCGAUGAAGGUAGAUCAAUCGAGGCUGUUGGAUAUCUCAAGAAGAUGUCUAAGCAAGUCUCUUGUGUAGCUAACGAAGAAACAUAUCAAACUCUAGUGGAUGGUUUGUGUGGCGAUGGUGAGUUUCUUGAAGCGAGUCAGGUCAUGGAGGAGAUGCUGAUAAAAUCGUUCCUUCCUGGUAUUGAAACUUACAGUGUGGUGAUAAAAGGUCUUUGUGGUAUGAACCGGCGAUACGAGGCUGUGAUGUGGUUGGAAGAAAUGGUUAGUCAGGAUAUGGUGCCGGAUUCUUCUGUGUGGAAUGCUUUGGCUGAGUCUGUAUGCAUUGGUGCUGAUGAUGUUGUUGAGAUACUUGAGCAUCUAAUCAGUAGCAAACGUGAAUCAUAUAACUAA